This is a messenger RNA of Striga hermonthica, 699 nucleotides long. NCBI's taxonomy places the organism in Eukaryota, Viridiplantae, Streptophyta, Magnoliopsida, Lamiales, Orobanchaceae. The record is from the annotation of a GenBank genome assembly.
UCCCGCACGGACUAGGCUUCGCGCAUCUGCCCCCCACGCGCGCGCCAUCUUGCGCGCUAUUCUUUCGCUGCCGUCCUUGUGCGCGUAUGCGCCCAGCACGCCUAUGCCUUCGCGGUGUAGGACUCCCGCGUUUGCGCUACACCCGCGCGCUUUCUUGCGCGCCCGGUUCCAAUCAAUCCUCUCACGCGCGUGCCGUCGAGUGCCCGUCUUUCCGAGGACUCUGCCCGCGUGUACGCCCAACGCCCGCGCAUCACCACCCGAUCCGCGUCUCUCGCCCAUUCGCCCAUCGGCCACGCCUGUCCAACCCUCGUGUUCUCCGGGCUCGAUCACCACUUCCGCAUCAUUCCCGCCCCCUUUAAGCACAUCCUUGUCCUCAAGGAUCGAAGCUAUUUCCAAACUCUUCAUUUCGGCUUCUCGACUUUUUCCUUUCGCUUCUUCGUGCGCGUAUCUUUGUGAACGUGUGAGCUCUUCUCGCGUGUACCCGCUCCUUUGCACAAGACAUCCAUCGACUGCCUCGUGUUCGCGUGGACUCGUGCCGCUUCUCAUGUGCUUGAGUUCCUCUCAUACGAGCUCGUACCCGCCUCUUGGGCCAUGCGUGCGUCGUUUUGGCCCUAUUUUUAGCCUCCUCGGGUCGUCUCGGCUCUUGGUCUUUCGUGUCGCCAGGGCUCGAAACCCACUUCCGCAUCACGCCUCAUCGAA